Molecule: messenger RNA, 960 nt
Organism: Phytophthora nicotianae INRA-310
Lineage: Eukaryota; Oomycota; Peronosporomycetes; Peronosporales; Peronosporaceae
Exons: 1
Coding region: 1-960 (319 amino acids)
Source: RefSeq, a predicted model, not a curated record
AUGUGGACGUCCGUGACCCAGGAUCAGAUCGAUGUACUAGCCAAAGAGGCUUUCUUACCGAUAGUGUUGUUACUCAACUACACGCUACUGGUAUACCUCGCGAUGUUCUACUGGACACGACGACGAGAGCGUCGAGUCAUGUUGCUGCUGUUUGUCGGGACUCUGGGCACCGUUGCUACGAUUCCCUUCGCAAGACCCGAACAAGGAUUCGUGGAAACAGUUAACGACAUCUCUGAAGCUUGCUGCGUCUUGACUUUUCUGCUACAAAUUACAAUUAUUGGGUACGACUUGAACAAAAAGUUCAAAAUACGCUCCGUCAUGUACCUCACGUACGUCGGCGAACUCUUGAUCUUGGGCGACCUUGUCUCCAUCCUGCUCUCUUGCGUCGUGGUCUUCGACUCCGACGUAUUCUCAGAACACACGGUUCAAGUGAUCUCUAACAUUGCAGAAAAUGCGAAUUUGGCCUUCAUUUUUGUUUUCCGCUUCUAUUAUAUCGGUAUAUCCCGCGGAUGGAGAAGUAUCUGGAGAACGAGAAAGUUCGAAGUGGCCUGCUAUGUGCUCUUUGCAACGCAUGAAAUGCCUUUUAAUGUCUUGUCCACUGCCAGUGGACUCAAUUGGGAGUUCGCACAGGCGAUUUGGCACCGAACAACCCUGACAGCUUGUCUGUAUAUUACGGCCCGGGCUAAGACAAGACAGCACCGAACGAGUGGUGGAAACACGAUAACUCGUACUAACGCCAGCUCAGCGUACAGCGGGAGAGAGAAAUGGAACAACGAUACCGUUUUUAACAAUUCCCGAGGGAAUCUGCGACGCAUUUUGGACGGAAAAGUGUUGCCAACCUUUGAUAUUAUUCGCAAAUCGGUUGGGAGAUCAGAUCGUUCUGGCGGUCGGCGAAGCUCUACGGGACUACAUUCACUUACAGUCGCUUCUUUAAAGCCCCAUGACACCCAAGAAACAUGA